CCCGGGCCAGCGCAGGCCGGGUGGGGAGGCAAUGAGGAGGCGGGCUGCUUCCCAUGGGCUUCACCCUAGGUGCUACAGCACCGGGCUUGCCCGCCCACGCUAGAAACCCUCACAAGGGGAGAACGAACCGCCAUAACCGCCUCGACAUCCCCCUCGCUAACGGCCACCCUGACAGCCCCCGGGCCGGGGGGAGGGGAAGGUCGCGCCGCCGCUAUUGCGCAUGCCCGCCUGCCCCGCCGCAGAACACCUCCCGCGCCGCCACUGCGCCUGCGCGGGGCUGCCCGGCGGCCCGGGAGGGGGAGGGGGGAACGGUCGCUCCUGGUUCCGGCCCACCGGCGUGAUCAGCCCGGCCGCGGCGGGGAGAAAUGGCGGCUUUGAUCCCCGCGGCGGCCUCUUCUCCUGCCGGCGCCCCAUCCCGUAGCAAGAAGCGGCCGGCGAGCCCGGGCACCGGCAGCGGCCCCGCCAAGAAAAAGAAAGCGACGGGGCCGAGCGCCUCGCAGCAGCAGCAGGUCUUGACAACAUUUAGAAAACAAAGACUGAACUUCCUCUUCUGCAAUGAGUGCAGGUGGAGAGGCCAUGAAUGAAAACAAAUUUCUGAACACAGACUCCAGCACAGGCUCAGUGGAAACAACCGUCAAGCCGUUGCCAUUUAAAGAUCCAAACUUCAUCCACUCCGGCAUUGGUGGAGCAGCAGCUGGCAAGAAGAACAGAACUUGGAAGAACCUAAAACAGAUUCUUGCUUCUGAAAGGGCAUUGCCAUGGCAACUAAAUGAUCCUAGCUAUUUUAAUAUUGAUGCUCCUCCUUCCUUUAAGCCAGCCAAGAAAUAUUCGGACAUUUCAGGACUUCCGGCAAAUUACACAGAUCCCCAGAGCAAGCUACGAUUUAGCACUAUUGAAGAAUUUGCCUAUAUUCGGAUGCUCCCUUCAGAUGUGGUUACAGGAUACCUGGCUCUAAGGAAAGCAACAAGUAUUGUUUCCUGAAGAGACCAAAGAUUACGUAUACUGCUUAUGAACAGCUCUAAUUUUGAGAAUCACGAUGGCAGCUGAUUUUGGGGCUGAGGUUCCUUAAAACUGUCCAUGGACAUGUACAUCUGGAAGUAGUUGAUGAUACAUGGAUUUCAAGAACAUAUGGAUUUAAUUUUGAUAAAUGCUGAUAUUUGUUAGUUUGCCAAUUUGUAGGCAAUUUGGUUUGGUGAUCAGAAUAACUUAGACCAUAAGGAUACGUAUCUGCACCCUAAUGUCUGAGUUACAUUAAUUUCUGUGCAGACAGAAUUUCAUCCCCACCCUGUAUAUGUUAUGUACUGCUUUGGCUCAGAAAAAACAGUCAUUUGAAUUAAGGAAAAGGUAUCAAGAUAUCCCAACUUCUAAACCUGCCUUGCCAGAUGUGCUUGCCACUUGGCUAUGAAGAAGUUUGUUCCGUCUGUAAAAUGAAGCUAAAAUACCCAGCAAGUGCUGCUGUUGUGAGGACUGUUUAUGGUACUGAGCACUAUGGAAAUGAACAGCUUCACACAAAUAUUUGCAUUGAAGAACUGUCAGCAUAAGUAAAGUUGGACUCAGACUUGUUUUUAAAAUCUCCUAAUGAAUAUGCGUAACAUGAUCCAAUCACCAGGGAACUCUUAACCACGACACUUUGUAGUUUUUGAGUGCUUCAUUUCACAACCUGAUUAUUCUUCUACCUUUCCUAGUUAGUACAAUAUUAGUACAAAAAAGUACUGAUUUCCCAGAUUUUUUUAAAACAGCGCUAAAAAAGCUGUCUGAUGGUGUUCUUAUGUCCAGAUGGUCUUCAGCAAGAUGAGACCUCCUGCAUCAGGAGACUGACCUUUGCACAAUGAGGUACCAGGAGAAUAACAGAUAGCAACUGAAUGUUGUCACCCUUUAGAGGAAGGAGACUGAUGGAGAGUUUGGACUCUUGCUGGGGCGGGCUGACAGCUUCGGAAUGACUAUGAUUUCCUGAAACUUAGUGGCAAGGGGGCGGAGGGUUUUCUGCACAUUCUUUCUUGUUGUCCUCUUUCUUAUGACAAGCUGCUGAUUUGUUGCCUUCCCACUUGUGCAUCUUUUUCCCAGCCUUAGACUCUUAUCAAGUUUCAAUCAGAACUCCCAAGUUCCUGCUCAGCCAUUUGUGGCCUCCAACCACACAGCCUUCAUGCCCAUACGCUGCCAGCUGCCCCGUGGCAGUGGCACUUACCUUCCUGAGCUCUCUGAGCCGGCGGAUGUCAGCCAGAAAGGCUGCUAGAAGAGUUACAGCUUGCUGUGGAAAUGCUCUCUUCCCAUGUGCAAAAUUGCUGCGGGGAAGACUUGCCCCAUAGCUUGUUAUUCCUGGACUGCCCAGGUCACUGAGGAGGUGAGACACUAGUUACAGAACAGUGGUCCUGUUCCACCCAAGCUCCAUCGUGGACAUUGGGACCUGGUGCAAGGCACCUCCUCUCCCCUCUCUGGCUGUGCAAGCUGCAUGCAGUGGUGACUAGUUGGUGUCUGAGCUACACCUUGAAUGCACAUUUCUAUAGACAUGGUAAUUAUUAGAACAGAUUUUUUUUCUAAUUAAAAGAAUAAAUAUGCAGAGUGUUAUUAAGGCUAGUUUAAUUUCAACUCCAAAACAGGAAAAAAAUAAUGGGACAUACUAUUUAACAAAAGUCUGUGGGACUUGUUCCUUCAGUUUUUUGUGUUCUAAUAUUUACAAAAGCAAAUUAAUUUUAAAAAGUAUUUGACAUGCUUACAAUAGAUCCUUCAAAGCCCUGGAUACCAGAUAAUGCUACAACUGUAUCACAAAACAAAAAAGAAUAAGACAGCGUAUCUCUCUUCGUGCCAGUAAACAUCCAAGCCACAUUCUCUUUGUAUCUGAAUUUUAAACUUACUUUAUGUGCUGAAGAUGUGUGUAUAUGAUAAGCUUAACACUGAUAUGAAAAGAAAACACAUAGAACUGCUCUAAGAUCAUUUGUGCUUUAAAUAAGCAAACAGCAGCUCAGAAGAUCGUAUUUCACCAGCUUGUUCUCUCCCACAAAUAUUUUUAACAUUAUUUGGGAACAACUGUUUAGGAACCCAGGCUCCUUCACCAUCAGAAGUGCUCCAUGCACUCCUGUGCUAUAUAUUAAGAUGUUGCUUCUCAGCUACGUUCUACCACCAUGCAGUGUUUGUGCAUUCCAUUUUCAAAACCUACGUGUUUUACUGAAUAAAUCAGCAUCAGAAAAGUAAAUACAGUUUAGAUUUGUCAAAAAA
Molecule: messenger RNA, 3213 nt
Organism: Columba livia (rock pigeon)
Lineage: Eukaryota; Metazoa; Chordata; Aves; Columbiformes; Columbidae
Gene: INO80C
Product: INO80 complex subunit C
Exons: 6
Coding region: 556-981 (141 amino acids)
Biological process (GO): chromatin remodeling
Cellular component (GO): Ino80 complex
Source: RefSeq, a predicted model, not a curated record